AAUCAGCUGACAUUCUUCUCAGUUUUCAAGAACUGCUGGGGAUUGUCUGCAGAAAAAUGGCAGUUUCACUGAAGCAUGUGAUUUCUGCUGCUGGCACUAUAUUUCCAGCAAGAUAUUCAAAAAACCCAAUUCAUAUUAGAAGGAUUGGCACUCGUUCUAGACAUUUUCCACUGGUUCUUUACUCCAAGAAAUGGGAUUUUCAAGAUUUUCAGGGCUAUGCAAAACCAGCUCAACUUUUGCCGGCCUCAGAAGUGCAAAUUUACGAGCCUUCCUCACUGGAACAGAUUUUUUAUUCUCUCAAGGUGCAAAACUGUGAAUCAUUGUACAAAGUCAAACUACAGACUAGUAGCAUGUAUGGGUCCAGUCUAACUGAUUCAAACGCUGGAGUGCUUCUUUGCUUCAUAGCUGAUAACAGCAACUCUAUCCUUCAAAGAAUACCAGCUUCUCUGGCAAAAGAUCAGUCUUUGCAGUCAGGUGACAAUGAAAUUCUGGAGUUCUCCAUUUUAGGAGAGGCUGUAUUGAUGAGUUCAUAUUUUGGGGACCAACACUUGAGAAGAUUGCAGCCAUUUGGGUAG
Coffea arabica (coffee) is the source of this 575-nucleotide messenger RNA. Lineage: Eukaryota; Viridiplantae; Streptophyta; Magnoliopsida; Gentianales; Rubiaceae. The record is from RefSeq and is a predicted model, not a curated record.